Messenger RNA from Phymastichus coffea, 1325 nucleotides. RefSeq names its product heart- and neural crest derivatives-expressed protein 1-like (gene Hand). NCBI's taxonomy places the organism in Eukaryota, Metazoa, Arthropoda, Insecta, Hymenoptera, Eulophidae. Gene Ontology annotation, molecular function: DNA-binding transcription factor activity, RNA polymerase II-specific; protein dimerization activity; RNA polymerase II transcription regulatory region sequence-specific DNA binding. The record is from RefSeq and is a predicted model, not a curated record. Gene Ontology annotation, biological process: regulation of transcription by RNA polymerase II; developmental process. The transcript is spliced from 3 exons. The coding region runs from base 155 to 1003 and encodes 282 amino acids.
CGCUUCGAUCUUUCGCUUUCUCAGCGCUGCGGCUCUCAGUGAUCAGUGAACAUUCGGACUUGUUUGUGCGACUUGCUUUUCGUUCAAGUGGAGUACAGUUUGAAGGACUUUCCUUUUUCUUUUGUUUUGGUGUUGCAAAACGAGAAAAAUUAUCAUGAUUGGUGGAUACGAAGCUCAGGCUGAUUAUUAUCCACAGUGGCACCAGCCCUACAACUAUGUUACGCAGUUACCUUAUGGAAUGUCGGAUGUAGAUAGUCAAUCGGCAUAUUGGGCAGCAGAUUCGGGUAUCUCAGGUGGAAGCUCGGGAGCUGGUAGUCCGGCGGCAUCGACACCACCCCUCAUCGAAGAAAUCGGCAUUCAGGAACCAAACUACUCACCGCAAUACUCUCAAUCCCCCUACGUCAACAACCAAGUGCAAAACAAUCACUACGGUGUCUACCAGCAACAAUCGCCGCCGCAAUUAUCUUCGCCUGGCAACAAUCAUCAUCAUCAAUUCAACGACUGCCGUAACAAUCUAAGCGACAAACAACCGAUGUUGCAACCAAAUCCAACAUCGAUGCUGCAGCAGCAUGUGAGACACGUCGGUGAUAGUUUGGGCGUUGUCGUGAGGCCUAAACGGCGAAAUACUGCUAAUAAGAAGGAAAGAAGACGGACGCAAAGUAUCAACAAUGCCUUUGCUGAUUUGAGAGAUUGCAUUCCUAAUGUGCCGGCGGAUACGAAGCUUUCUAAGAUUAAAACAUUAAGAUUGGCUGCGAGUUAUAUCGGAUACUUGAUGUCGGUUCUCGAUAGCGAUGAAGGCGAGGAGCCUCAGACUUUUCGCGCCGAAAUCCUAUCGAGUAACAGAAGAAACAAGUCGCUUAGUAAUUUGAGCGAUGCAGCAAUGCAAAUGAUGGGUAUUCAAGAGGAAACAACGAAAAGCAAAGGCCGUACGGGCUGGCCGCAACACAUGUGGGCUUUGGAAUUAAAACAAGAGCCUGCGGCGUCGAGUCAAUUAAUGCAAUGAGGAAUCGGCGAUUGACGCGAGACAUACAGUGAUGACGAAAAAAGUGCGCGUUAAAGAGACACAGACUUAAUAUUUAUUGAAUCGCGUUGGCACGCGGAAGUCUAAACUCUUGUAAAUAGUUAUCUUAUGGAUCUCAUAAGUUUGAAACGAGCCGUUGUAAAUAGUUGAUCGCUUAUUACUUUACGAAUUAAGCCAAAGACGAAUGAACCUAAGACAAUUUGUACUUAAUUUUAUUAAUAGUUUACGAUUGCACAUAUUCAAUGUAUGUAUAAAGUUUUGUAUAAAGUGUACCUAUAAACUAUGAUAUAUAUAAGCUAAUAUA